Molecule: messenger RNA, 936 nt
Organism: Gekko japonicus
Lineage: Eukaryota; Metazoa; Chordata; Lepidosauria; Squamata; Gekkonidae
Gene: NEIL1
Product: nei like DNA glycosylase 1
Exons: 6
Biological process (GO): base-excision repair
Cellular component (GO): nucleus
Molecular function (GO): DNA N-glycosylase activity; DNA-(apurinic or apyrimidinic site) endonuclease activity; nucleic acid binding
Source: RefSeq, a predicted model, not a curated record
AUGCCUUGCGGCGCGUCUUGCCCAAUGGGAGCAGAGCGGGCAGUCCCUGCAACUCUUCGUGUCGCUUGCGGGCGAGAACUUCGGAGCCCCUCGCCUUUUUUGCAACCCGGCCGGUACAUCAACGACACGUGCGAUGGGGUCACUUUCUCAGGACGCGUGGAGAAGUCGCAGGUGAGCAAGAAUUCAGAAGUGCCCUUUGAGAGUGAGGAAUACCUGAUCUCCGCCACGUCACGGGGCAAAGAGUUCAAGCUGACGCUUACGCCAGUCAAACAGGAACAUUCGCCCCCUAACAAAGGAGAGGCCCAGAAACCAAUGGAUGUCAUCUUCCGGUUUGGGAUGUCGGGCAGCUUCAAGAUGACGCUGGCGUCUGAGAUCCCCAAGCAUGCCCAUUUGCGCUUCUACACCAAGGAGAGCCCGCCCCGAGCUCUCUGCUUCGUGGAUUACCGGCGCUUCGGCAGGUGGGAAGUGGACGGCUCGUGGCAACCCGACCGUGGACCGUGUGUGAUGCUGGAAUAUGAGAAAUUCAGGGAGAACGUGCUGAAGAAUGUCUCGGAUAAAGCUUUCAACAAGCCCAUCUGUGAGGCCUUGCUCAACCAGAAGUUCUUCAACGGUAUCGGCAACUACCUGCGAGCCGAAAUCCUCCACAGGUUGAAAAUCCCUCCCUUUGAGAAGGCAAGGACCGUCCUGGAGAACUUGCAACAUCGGGAGCCGGACUCCGCCGUGACGCUCAGCAGAAAGGUGAAGCUCAAGCGGGAGAAUCCGGACUUGCUGGAGCUCUGCCACCAGCUGCCCACGGAGGUCGUUCGUCUGGAGGGCAAAGGUUACGACCCGGAGAGGUCCGCAGAUUCCACAGCCUUUGAACAGUGGCUUCAGUGCUACAACGUUCCUGGCAUGAAGUCCCUACGGGAUGCCAACGGACGGACAAUCUGGUUCCAG